This is a messenger RNA of Seriola dumerili (greater amberjack), 547 nucleotides long. It is a transcript of the gene map1lc3c, whose product is annotated as microtubule associated protein 1 light chain 3 gamma. Lineage: Eukaryota; Metazoa; Chordata; Actinopteri; Carangiformes; Carangidae. Gene Ontology annotation, molecular function: ubiquitin protein ligase binding. The transcript has 4 exons. The record is from RefSeq and is a predicted model, not a curated record. Gene Ontology annotation, biological process: autophagosome assembly; cellular response to nitrogen starvation; macroautophagy. Gene Ontology annotation, cellular component: cytosol; autophagosome membrane; autophagosome. The coding region runs from base 8 to 421 and encodes 137 amino acids.
CCAGCACAUGUUCCCGCUCCUCACCGCUCACAUCAUGCCUCCGUUUGACAAACUCCAGCUGCAGAACAAGCCGUUCAAACAGAGGAAGAGCUUCGCUAUAAGGAAACAAGAAGUGGCGGGGAUCAGGUCCAAGUUCCCCAACAAAAUCCCGGUGAUAAUCGAACGGUAUGAGCGGGAGAAGUAUCUGCCUCCGCUGGACAAGACCAAGUUCCUGGUGCCGCAUGAACUCACCAUGACUCAGUUCGUCACCAUCAUCAGGAACAGGAUGGCUCUGCUGCCCACUCAGGCCUUCUACCUGCUCAUCAACAACAGCGGUCUGGCCAGCAUGUCUCUGACCAUGGCCCAGGUCUACAAAGACCACCAGGACGAGGACGGCUUCCUCUACAUGACCUACGCCUCGCAGGAGAUGUUCGGACACUGACGGGAGGCCUCACUCCCCAGGUUUUAUUCGGUGUUGAAGUUGCUGAGCUCCAUGUCUGCUGUAAAUAGAAAAACAUUUUGUAUAUAUUGUAAUAUUUGUGGCACUUGUAUGGAUUUUAAUGAAAGU